This is a messenger RNA of Colossoma macropomum (tambaqui), 1928 nucleotides long. RefSeq lists its product as uncharacterized. NCBI's taxonomy places the organism in Eukaryota, Metazoa, Chordata, Actinopteri, Characiformes, Serrasalmidae. Bases 122 to 1249 code for a protein of 375 amino acids. The transcript is spliced from 5 exons. The record is from RefSeq and is a predicted model, not a curated record.
UGUCAGGUGACUGCUGACUAUAUAAGCGGUGGAACCCGUCCCAUUACUGCACUCAGAGGUAAAUCACUGAGGACUCACAAUACUGUCACAGCCUUGAAGAGCAUCUGGACAGUGGAGAGUAAUGGGAAACGCAUCUCCGUCAUCAGGGAUGUUGGCAGUGUUGAUGGUGGCGAUGUUGGUCUCGGGUUGGACUGAAGGAAGCAUGUUGAGUAAGUGUGAGGUGAAGUCUCAACUGGAGGCAGCCUUUGAGGCGCUGCAGAGUGUCACUGCUGACAACAACCUUGCUAAAUGGGUCUGCACAGUGGAGGCAACCUCAAGGUUUAAUACUAGUCUUGUGACCAUAAUUGACCCCUCCAGACCUAGACGUCUGAUCAGACGUAGUUUUCCCAUAGAUAAUGGGCCAACACAAGAGGUGAUUGCAGAUUAUUUUGAAGACAUGUUCUCAAAAGAAACACUGGUCACUGAAAAUCCUGAUGGAACUUCCUUGAUUCCUGAGGGAAUGAUUUCAACACAAGUGGCUGAAGAGCUAUCAAUCCCUCCGGAAGCGGUGAUUGAGGAUUUCAUUCCUGCAAGCUCCAGUCGCCAACCAAAAGAAAGACUUGCUGAAGCUUCCACACAGGAUAACAAACCAUCUGAGCGAAAUCCAAUUCACUCUGUAGAUAGACAGGGUCGGGAUCACAGGAAGGAGAAGGUACAUGAAAUCAAAACUAGAGAGGCAUCAGGUGAAAUAAUAGAUUUUUCUGGAGAUUAUUCUGGUCAGGGUUCCAAAGAAGAGGCAUCUGGAGAAGCGCCUGAGGGAUCAGGUGAUCUCACUGAGGAACCACUAGAGCCACCCUUCUCCACACCACAGUAUCCCAUCGAUGACACUGUUCAUCCUGAUAGUGGUUAUGGACAUGUAUCAGGUGAUUACACUGAGGAACCAGUAGAGCCACCCUUCUCCACACCAGAGUAUCCUAUUGAUGACACUGUUUAUCCUGAUAGUGAUCUUGGACAUGGAUCAGGUGAUCAUACUGAGCAACCAGUAGUGCCAUCCACAUCCUCACCAGAGUAUCCUAUUGAUGAGACUUUUUAUCCUGGUUACGAUUCUGGAGAAGGCUCAGGUGAAGGAUCAGGUAUAAGACCACAUUUCUCAUACAAACAGUACUGGAAUCUACUGUUCAAGAGGAAAAUAGUGUCCUCAUUCAAGCUCACAAAAAGUCCAGUGGACUCCCGAGAACUUCUGUCUGAACCCCCAAGAACAAGAUCUUGAUCUUGGCGAUGGACCAUACACGACUUAUGAUCCUAGUCAAAACCACAAGGUCCUGUAUGGAAUAUUCCAGCUGAGUGAUGAUGUGGCAUGCCAAUCAGAGUCAAAACCCAGUCGGAAUCUUUGUGAGCUGGACUGUAAUGUUCUGAUUAAUGAUGACAUCAGUGAUGACAUUAAGUGCCUGAUGACUUUGAAACAACUGGAGGAAAUAACGGUCGCAGAGGAGUGUCACUUUGAGGAGCUCUCAGGCUACUUUGAAACGUGUGACUAAUACAACUGCUUUCUAUGACUGUAUUCUGAAGUCAUCCUGAUACUCCUGAUACUCCAAAUUCCAGCUUUUUAGAUGCAUUAAGCAAAAAAUAUCUAUGACCCAAAACAUGUUUAUGGUUUGUUGUGAUGACUGAGCUCUGGUUCUAUAACACUCAGCCUUGAUAUCUCAGCAGAAAUCAGAUGACAUGGUAUAAAACCUGACUGGUUUUGCAGUAAUGCUGCAAUUCCAGCACUUCUAAUGCAGUGGGUGCCGGCAGAACUUGGCUUUCAUGUUGCAGCACAGUGCAAAAUAAACACUGACGUUACUUUAAGUUUGAUUUGAUCUUAUCACCGGAACAUUGUGUGCUGUACUGACUCUAUGGUUUUGUGUGGUUGUAGUUAAAUACGUAUCCAAACAGUUUAAAUAAAGCUU